AUGGGUUCCGUCGUCCUACCCCAUCUCAACACCGGCUGGCACGUCGAUCAAGCGAUCCUGUCGGAAGAGGAAAGACUCGUCGUCAUCAGAUUCGGCCGCGAUCAUGAUGCCGACUGCAUGCGGCAGGACGAGGUCCUCUACCGCAUCGCCGACAAGGUGAAGAACUUCGCCGUGAUCUACGUAUGCGACAUCGACGUGGUUCCCGACUUCAACCAGAUGUACGAGCUCUACGACCCCAUGACGCUCAUGUUCUUCUUCCGGAACAAGCACAUGAUGAUCGACUUGGGCACCGGAAACAACAACAAGCUCAACUUCGUGCUGGAGGACAAGCAGGAGCUCAUCGACAUCAUCGAGACCAUCUACCGCGGCGCCAAGAAGGGACGCGGUCUCGUCGUCAGCCCGAAGGACUACUCCACGCGCUACCGUUAUUAG
Anthostomella pinea is the source of this 432-nucleotide messenger RNA. The record is from the annotation of a GenBank genome assembly. NCBI's taxonomy places the organism in Eukaryota, Fungi, Ascomycota, Sordariomycetes, Xylariales, Xylariaceae.